AUGGAAACAGGCAAGAGGAACGCGGAUCUUGAGGAAUGGGAUGCAAAAAUCAGGAAGUUGGAGGAAGGAUUUGAAGAAAGCGACACGGAGCUCGAGGAAUGCGACACAGAAAACGAGAUAGGUGAACUCACAGCAGAAAUUGACAAUCUGACAGCAGAGCUGGAGGAACGGGAUAGAAAAAUUGGGAGACUUCAGUCGGACCUCGGAGAACGCGAUGCAAAAAUCAAGGAACGCGAUAGGAAAAUUACCAAGCUUGCAGCAGAAACGCGGAGGCUCAAUGCAGUGCUCGGGGAGCGAGACUCCACUCUUCGGAAACUCAAUGCAGAGCUCGCCAAGUGCGAUGCAACCAUCAGGUUAUUUACUGUGGAACUGGGGGAGCGCCACACCAAAAUUGGGGAACUCACUGCAGAAGUCGGGGACUGUGAUAGAAAACUUCGGAAAUACACGGCAGAAAUUGAGGAGCGGGAUGCAAAAAUCGGGGAGCACGAAGCAGAGAUCAGGCGACUUACUGAGCUGCUGGGAAAACGGGAUGCCACAGUCAGAAAACUGACAGAACAGCUUGAGGAAGUAAAGGAUCUGGAAGCUGGUGAACUCUCUGCAGCAAUUGGCGAGCGCGACCGAAAAAUUGAUGAACUCACUGCAGAGCUGGGUAAGUCUCACUUGGUUUCAUUUAAUGUCCAGGCCUGGGACAUCCCUCCUGCCCCAGCCUUUUCCUGAGCUAAUUUGGGGAGAUUUAUGGAAUUUAAUAUAAAAAGCUUCAAUUGCUCCUGCUUUCUAACAAGCAAUGCCAACCAUGGUAAUCGUGGGCACAGAAA
Messenger RNA from Nothoprocta perdicaria, 815 nucleotides. Its product is annotated as coiled-coil domain-containing protein 102A-like. The transcript is spliced from 32 exons. The record is from RefSeq and is a predicted model, not a curated record. Bases 1 to 717 code for a protein of 238 amino acids. Lineage: Eukaryota; Metazoa; Chordata; Aves; Tinamiformes; Tinamidae. Gene Ontology annotation, cellular component: type III intermediate filament.